GCAAUAAUAAAACAAAUAAAGCAGCUGCGUGUGCAUUUUAAUCAAAUAAACACGAAGAGCGGUCGCAAGGAAGGCGAUAAAAAAGAAAACAAAAGAAACGGUACGAGGCGAAGGCGAGGAGAGAGGAGAAGCAAAAAAGAUACCGCGAAAAGUCGUAAAGAAAAGAUAAAUAAUACUUAGGAGUAAGAAAAGUAGGAGAAGAAGCACUGCCAGUGGAAGACGAACUCAGCAAGACAUCCUUGAACUAGCAUUACCACCAUCCGGGGCAGGAACAGGCGCGGCAUCAUCAUGUUGCCGCAGCAGUACUGCCUGAGAUGGAAGUACCAUCAUAGCAAUCUACAGACCAUGUUCUCGCAGCUCCUGGAUCGAGGUUGCUUCUGCGAUGUGACCCUGGCCUGCGAGGGUCAAUUGAUUCGAGCCCAUCGCGUGGUCCUUUGCGCCUGCAGCACCUUCUUUGACACGGUGCUCUCGAAUUAUGCCAGCGAAAGGGAUCCAAUAAUCAUCAUGAAGGAUGUCACCUUUGCAGAGGUCAAGUGCCUGAUUGAGUUCAUGUACAAGGGCGAGAUCAAUGUGGAGCAUGCUAGUCUCCCCUCGCUGCUAAAGACCGCCGAUGACCUUAAGAUCAAGGGCCUGGCCGAGGUAACUUGGCGAGAUGAUGAGGACGGUCCACCGCCUCCCAUGGCCGCUGCUGAAUUCCAUUCACCGCCGCGUGGUUUGGCAGAGAGCUUUGCCCAGGACCUGCUUCUCCAACAGCAGCAGCAACAACAGGGAGCUUCGUCGCAUCUGCACAGCUCCAAUCUGAUGGAUCGAGAGCGAGAGAGGGAGCGCGAUAGGCUAUCAUCGCCUGGCAUGGAGAGUGUGCUGGGCCGCAUGCCCGUGAUGACACCCCAUCCGGGAGCAGCUAACCCUGGUGGAGUUGGAGGGGGAACGAUAGGUGGCGGUUCGUCCUUGGAGGGCACAGCACCCGUGGAGCACUAUCUGGGACCCAAACGCAAGCGAGGACGUCCGCCACUAGACGAUGCCUACGACGUGUUCAAUGUCCGCAAGCUGGCCCAGUAUGCCGCCAACCUGGAGCCCGCUCAGCGCGCCUAUUUGGAGACAGCUCGACAUUUUGCUGAGGAGCCCCCCAUGGUGGCCCAUUCCGCCUCGCUGGCCUCCCCGCCAGCUGCCUGCCCGCCCAAACAGCGCCAGCGCCUGCGCAAUCAACAACAACAACAGCAGCAACAGCAGCAGCAGCUUCUCCAGUCGGAGGCUACUGAGCAGGAGGCGAGAGUUGGCCAGGAAUGGGCCCAGACAAAUGAAGAGUCACGUCGCAGACCCACCACCCCCAUGAUCACCACCGAUAGCAGCGGCGACAACAAACAGGAACCGGAGGCCACCGUUGGUACCGAUGAGUUGGAUCCAGAAGUUCUCACUUCCAGCGGUGUCAACGCCAAGAAGCCGGAGAAGGUUAACGAGCGACGUGAGCGUCAUGGCAAGCUGCGUCAUGCUCGACGACUUUACGAGAAAUCAACGUCGUCGUCAUCGUCAGCGGGACAGGAUGGUCCCGUUUCCUCAGAGACGAAGAAGGAGAGUUCAGGCGUUGUUACCCUGCCGCAGUCGGUGGAGGAGAUUGAGAAUGAGCAUUUGGUGGCGAACAGAGGUGAAUCACCGCGCCCUGCCGCCUCCCUUUUACCAACCAGCAUUGCUGCCUGCAGUUAUGAGGCCGGAGCAGGAGGAGGAGGUGGUAGUGGUGGUGGUGGGAGCAGUGGAUCCGGCUCCUCUUCCUCCGGCUAUUUGAUCAACGAACACGGCAUAAUAAUGGCUCACGAGUUUGCCCCUAAUGCUGCGGCUAGUGCAGCAGCAGCCGCCACAGCUGCCGUUGCCGUGGCAGCUGCUGCAGCUGUGGCAGUGGCCGCCAGUGCAUCGGCUGCCUCCUCAUCAUCAACAUCAGCCGGCGGUAGCCAACAAGAGUCCGGCGGUGAUUAUCCAGACAUUAAGUUAGAGGAUUACGAUGCCGCUGAGCUGCGGCUGACGAACGAGGAGCUGUCGCAGUGGCAGGAUGUCAUCAAAAUGGACGACUAUCUGGCCAAGGGCCGGCGUCCCCAGUUCUGGGAGGAACCUUUCACCAAGCGUGUAUUGGAUGCCAUUAAAAACAAAAGACUUGAGAUGAAGAAGGCCGCCCGCAUUCUAGGCGUUUCCUAUGGCACAUUGUACGGACGUUACCGUGAGGUCUACGGCUGCUUGAAGCAUCCAUACAGUGGCACGGCAUUCCGCAAUUCUGGCUCCUCGUCCGCUGCCAGCCAGCUGGGAGGAGUGCAGCCUCGCUUCGAUUUGGGAUUCCGCAAUGGCGGCGUCCUGCCCGCCCAGCUGGUUCAAACCAAUUCCUACUUACAGAGCUGGGCAAGGUGAAGAAGGAUGUGAGCGAGCUCUGGACAAGGCCGCAGAUUUGAGGGCCAGCCAUGAAAAGGAAGGCCAAGAAGGAGCAGCGACGCCGCCGGAUGAUCUAGGGAUCUACGAGUGGAUGGGAGUUGAGAAAAGACAGCUAAGAGCAGGCUAGUUUAAGAUACGGAUAAUCGAGAACCCGCAAAGGGGGAACCUUUCCAGAAGAGAGUACCCAACUUUUUUUUUCCAUUCGUUGUUUUCUUAUUAAAACUGAUCUUGUACGCGCAUAAGGAUCUUAAAAUAUACAUUAAAUAAUAUAAUAAUAAUAAAAAUAAUACAAUUUAAUAUAUGUCUAUAUACGAACCGCGGAUUAGUUAAAUGACCUAAUUAUAUAUAUAUAUAUAUAUAUAUGAAUACACAGACACACAAACGGUAUUGAUUGGCAUUCAAUGUGAAUGAGAUACAAAGAUAAAUACAUAAAAUAUAAAUACAUUUUCUUUUUGGUAGUGAAAAUUUUGAAUAAAUGAAAGAAAAACAAGAACUAUAAAUAAUGGAAUCUAGUUAAUCGCGAUAACAAAACACUGACGAUGAUGUGAAUUUUUUGAUAAGCUAAUGCAAACGAACACAAAUAAUAUGUAUUACAUACA
Molecule: messenger RNA, 3011 nt
Organism: Drosophila serrata
Lineage: Eukaryota; Metazoa; Arthropoda; Insecta; Diptera; Drosophilidae
Biological process (GO): regulation of transcription by RNA polymerase II
Cellular component (GO): nucleus
Molecular function (GO): protein binding; DNA binding
Source: RefSeq, a predicted model, not a curated record